Solanum lycopersicum (tomato) is the source of this 687-nucleotide messenger RNA. The record is from RefSeq and is a predicted model, not a curated record. NCBI's taxonomy places the organism in Eukaryota, Viridiplantae, Streptophyta, Magnoliopsida, Solanales, Solanaceae.
AUGAAUCCUCCUAUCUUUAGUGGCUCUAAAGUGGGAGAGGACCCCCAAAAGUUUUUUGAUGGUGUGUACAAGGUGUUGAGUACUAUGGGGGUGACUUUUAGGGAGAAGGAGGAGUCGGGUUCAUACCAAUUCAGGGAAGUUUCUAAAGUGUGGUACACUCAAUGGAAAGAUAAUAGGUCGGUUGAGUCAGGUCCUAUAGAGUGGGAAGAGUUUAAGGAGGAUUUCUUAGGAAAGUACUUCCCCCAUGAGAGGAAGGAGGUGAAGGUGAAGGUUCAAGAAUUCAUUAACCUUAGGCAAGGGAACAUGAGUGUGGAAGAGUAUUCAUUGAAAUUCACUUUGUUGUCUAGGUAUGCUCCAUCCUUGGUGUCUAUCCUUAGGGAUAAGAUGAGAAGGUUUGUGACUGGUGUUGCCGAAAUUGAGAAUGAAGAGUGUCGUAUGACCAUGAUCCACAAUGGCAUGAAUAUGUCUAGACUUAUGGUGUAUGCACAAUCCAUUGAGGAGUCCAAGCUUAGUAUGAUUUCAAGGAACUUGAAGAGGGGUACAUCCGAUGAGCAAAACCAAGCUAGGCUCAAGAAGAUGGAUCUAAACCAAUAUGGACCUAGUUCUCGUAAGGUCAAGGUUGAGAGUGGUCACAGUUCUCAAGGUGUUAAGUCUACUUGUGCUAGGUGUGGGGAACAAGCACUUUGA